GUUACGACACUGUCAGUCUGCGUUUGAUACGUUUAGCGAUAGGAGGCAAAAGGAGCUUUUGAAAUCGGAUCGACUUCAUUUACCACCAUGGGUGUGACGAUGAUUGAAGAAUUACCGAAGACGGGCUUCUUGAAAUUUAGACAUGACCAGCUGUUUCAAGUACGGAAACUAUUUAAUUUGGAGAAACCUGGACGAGUAAAGGAAGCGAUAGAGUUGCUGAGAGAAUGGCUGGAAAAGCAGGAUCAUUUCAAUAAGAAAGAUUUUAGUGAUGUCUAUUUAGAGAUACUAUUAAUAACUACCAAAGGUUCCGUGGAGCGUGCUAAAUCACGAAUUGACAAGCUAUGCACAUACAGGACAAUCUGGCCCCAGUAUUUCACAGCCAUCGAUAUCAACUCCUUCAAAGAAAGUUUCAAAACAUUUAACAGCUUAGUACUGCCAGAAGUGACAGAGGACUACUCCAGAGUAAAUAUAUUUAAAAUAAAUAGCAACGUACCAUUGCAGGCUGAUCUAGUCUUAACUUACAUCAAGUUUUCAAUCAUUGUAUGUGAAUAUUGCAAAGUGCACGAUUACCCUAGCGGAUAUAUAGUUGUGUUGGACUACCAGGAUGUAAACCUGUUGGAUUUGCUUUCUAUCCUCAGUCCCGCCCAAAUACAGCAAAUGGUUAAUUUGUAUAUGGAAGGAUUCGGCAUGCGUAUUCGAGGUAUCCACCUCAUAACAACGUCAAAGGUGUCCGAUGCUCUGAUUUCGCUUUUGAAACAAGUGAUGAGCAAGAAACUCAGCAGCCGGAUUCACGUACACAGAAACCAUGAGAGCCUAUAUGACUUCAUUCCUAAGAAGAUCUUGCCGGCUGACUAUGGUGGUGAUGCUGUGCCUUUGAGGGAAAUGAUGGAGGACUACCUUCAAGAACUUAGUACAAAGGAGCACAUGGAAUACAUGAAGGAAACUCAGAACGCAACUGUUGACUUGAAGAAGAAGCCUAAAGAUAGCACCAUUGAUGAAAUGGUAAUGACUGGCUCUUUUAGAACCUUGAGCGUUGAUUGAACCAAAACUCAGUCAGUGGUCCGAAGAAG
This is a messenger RNA of Cydia splendana, 1070 nucleotides long. RefSeq names its product alpha-tocopherol transfer protein-like. NCBI's taxonomy places the organism in Eukaryota, Metazoa, Arthropoda, Insecta, Lepidoptera, Tortricidae. The transcript is spliced from 6 exons. Bases 88 to 1041 code for a protein of 317 amino acids. Gene Ontology annotation, molecular function: phosphatidylinositol bisphosphate binding. Gene Ontology annotation, cellular component: membrane. The record is from RefSeq and is a predicted model, not a curated record.